AUGGUGACCCUUGAGGGAAUCCGCCUGGGUUGGGAAUGGCUGCAAUGGCUAGACUACACGCAUAUUCUGGGACUCAUGGUCUUCAUUUGGUGUUGGAAGGUCACUCCCUCGUCACAAUCUGCGAUUGAAAGAAGAUAUCGUCGACGGAGGAAUCAAAUCCCGAACGACGCGUUUCUUCGCCCGGGUAGGGUGUCCGAGGAAAAUGCCGGACCCGAAGAUGAAGUCGAGGCAGCUUUGGCCAAAGAAACGUUACUGGCAAAGGCGAUGCCUGCAUCUACUCUAGAAGAACGUCGUCGCUUCCUGUCGGCGAAGAAGGGGUCGAUGAAACACGCUACCAACAGUCUUGCGAAGUAUCUUGAAUGGCGAGCGGAGCACCAACUUUCCAAGGAAGCGAUCACCACGUUUCUUGUAUCGGAAGAUAUUGACUUGCAAGACUGGAAUAUUGCUGCGGCUUCAGCGAUCAAGAGACUGGGUGAAAACCCAUCAGCCGUGCUUCCACAAAUCGCUCGAAUGCAUCAUAUGCAUGCAAAGCCUGUUUGCGAUCGUACUGGAAAGCGACUGGUGCACAUUCUUCCUGGUCGAAUGGACGAAGGUGUUGCUAGUCUGACUGCUUAUGCUUUGGCUGUGGCACUUUAUAUUGAUCGCAAGUUGGAUCGGAAUUCAUCGGAGCUUGUUUGUGUACUUAUUGAUGCUCGUGGAGGGGAAGGUUGGCGCAACUUGAAUGCGGUGCAGCUCAUGCCCUUUAUUAAGCACACAAGCAAGCUCCUUUUGGAGUUGUUUCCCGAACGACUGUCCAAGGCACUGGUGUAUCCUGUUCCGCCAGCUCUGGCCUGGGUUUGGAAAAUCGUGCGACGAUGCAUCGAUCCGUUAACGCGAGACAAGAUAUGUCUGUUGACAGGUCCGGCAACGAUUGCAUCGUUGCCUCCGGUCAAGCAGAUGGAGGCUCACCUGGAGCCUGACACUGUGGAAUUCCUUGAACAGGAACGUGUCGCGGCUUUCUUGCCAACUCCUGCACCGUUGUAAUUUCGGAACAACCCACUUUUGUCAUUUUCUUUCUUGACUACAUGCUCCUGUAGAGCUAUUUGAAAACGGGUGUAUACGUUAAUGCUAUUAGCUUUUGUGAAUACUAUGAUUC
This is a messenger RNA of Phaeodactylum tricornutum CCAP 1055/1, 1135 nucleotides long. RefSeq lists its product with no specific name. Gene Ontology annotation, molecular function: phosphatidylinositol transfer activity. The transcript has a single exon. Lineage: Eukaryota; Bacillariophyta; Bacillariophyceae; Surirellales; Neidiaceae. The record is from RefSeq and is a predicted model, not a curated record. Bases 1 to 1023 code for a protein of 340 amino acids.